This is a messenger RNA of Rotaria socialis, 537 nucleotides long. Lineage: Eukaryota; Metazoa; Rotifera; Eurotatoria; Philodinida; Philodinidae. The record is from the annotation of a GenBank genome assembly.
AUGGCACCAAAAAAAGAGCAUAGUAAUGAUCUUCGUACUCUGGUGAUUAAACAUUAUCAGAACGAUAAGUCACCACGUGAAAUAGCGGCGAAAACAUUACUUCCUCGAUCUUCAGUUCAAUAUAUAGUCGACAAAUAUAAAUCAACAAAAUGUAUUGGUAAUUUAUUUGGACGUGAUCGCAAAAGAAAAACAACCGCAAGGGCGGAUCGACUUAUUCAACGCCAACGAUGCAUUUUUAUGCAUGAUAACGACCCGAAGCACACUUCAAGACUAAUUAAAGAUUGGCUUACAGCAAAAGGAAUUCAAACCUUUCCUUGGUCACCAUAUUCGCCGGAUUUUAAUCCGAUAGAGAGUUUAUGGAACGCGCUUGAGCGAAGGGUCAAAAAACAUCAAUCGAAAAACAUUACAGAAUUUGGACUUCAAUUAAUACAUGAGCGGAAUGAAAUUGAAUUACCUGUAUUUGAAAAACUAGUAAAUUCAGUUCUUAGUCGAUUAUAUCAAUGUAUUAAAAUGAAAGGUUAUUCAACUAAAAACUAA